CAUCUCAAUCUCGGAGCACCGAGAUCGAGCAGGGUUGGGGGCUGCUAGAGAGAUGGUCUCCAAAGGAGGCAGGGACGCCGGGGAGCCUAAAGACAUGGAGAAUUGCAGAGGGGGCAGACCCAAGAUGUAGGCAGCAACCUGGAGAUAUAAAUCUGGGGACACAAAGAGAGAAAGCGGGACUCGGGAUGGGGGCGGGGGGAACGCAGACCCGAAGGACAGACGUAUAACAGACCCUUGGAGAGACAGAAGGGAACGAGGAGGGACCCGGAAAGAGAUCCGGCGGGCUGCAAAAACCUGGGCGACCCAGGGCAAGACUGGCGGGAGAUGCCAAGGGCGUCCAACCCCCGCUGCUCCAGUUCCUCCUGGGUCCGAAUCCGGAAAGGCACGUGAAAAGAGUUCUAGGCGCCUAGUGCCCGCCUCGGACUCAGGGGGUGCAACACUGCAAGCUUAGGACUUGGAAGGAGGAGGUACGAGGUAGGGUGGAGCGUCCCCGUCGAGACGUCUUUCAAAAGACUACAAGUACCAGCAAGCACUAGGGCCCCCACUUCGAGGAACAAGCUUCUCGGCGCGCAAGGACGGAAGGGAACUGUAGUUUCCCAAGGCCGUUGCGACCAGGGGGUGGAGUCUCUCGGAACUUUCCCCCCCAAACUUUUUAGGGACUCCUCAGGCGGAGUCCCUAGGCUUCCGCGCGCAGGGCCAGAGACGGGGCGUCAUUUAUGUCAUUCGUCCCUCCUGGCUUUGCUAGCGGGUGGGGGAAUUGACCUAUUGGAAUCAGCUGACAGGGAGGGGGCGAAGAGAGGCGGCCCAACGGAAAGGAGGGACCCUGAGGUGCCCGACUCCCCCAGCCCAAAACUAGCCCGGCCGGGUCAUGGCCAAGACCAAGCCGCGGAUCCUUCCUUGGCUGCGGGAGCAGCUGGACUCGGGGCUCCUGGGGGCCGUGUGGAUCAAUGAAGAGCGCACGCACUUCUACAUCCCCUGGAAGCACGGGCUCCGCCAGGACCUACAGGAGGAUGAUUUCCGCAUCUUCCAGGCGUGGGCAGAGGCCAGCGGCAGCUAUCGGCCUGGCAUCGACGCCCCCGACCCAGCCACCUGGAAACGGAACUUUCGGGCGGCGCUGGACCGCAAGAAGAACCUCCGCGUGCUCAGCAACUGCAGCCGGGACCCGCAGAACCCGCACAAGAUCUACGAGUUCUUGCCGGAGGUCGGGGAGGGCCCCCAGCCCGGAGCAGCCGAGCUGGAGCAGGAGGCCAUACAGGAUAUCCUGAAGACGCUGACCCUGUCCCCGCAGCCGCCCCCGCAGCAGCCCCCCGAAGCCUUCAGCCCCAGCUCGAUCCUGGAGCAGCUCCCCCAGAUGCCAGAGCCGGUCCCGUCCAGCAACCCCCUGAUGGCGCUUCUGGCCAAUGGCCUGCAGUCCGAGUACGAGGUGACGGCCUUCUACAGGGGCCGCCAGGUCCUUCGGGAGUGCCUCUCCUGCCUGGAAGGCCUGCGGCUGGUGGGGCCGGGCCCCGGGGCGGAGGCCAGGACGCAGGUGGCCGGAACCGCCCUGGCCCUGCCCGAGCCCUGGAGCAUCUUGGCUGAUCAGGCGGUAGCCCGUUAUGUGGGCAGGGUGCUGGGCAGCCUGGGGGCCGGGCUGGCCUUGUGGACCUCCCCGGCGGGGCUGCGGGCUCAGCGCCUGGGCCACUGUCGAGCCUACUGGGCCCUGGGAGAGCAGUUGGCCCCGGGGGCCACAGGCAGGGAAGUGACCAAGGAGAGCACCGGCCAGCAAGUCUGCUACAUUUCCCAGUUUGUGAACGAGCUCAUCUCCUUCCUGGAAGGCAGUCACCACUCGCCCCAGUACACCCUCUGGUUCAGCCUAGGGGAGGCUUGGCCCACAGAAGCCCAGCCGUGGACCAAGAAGCUUAUCAUGGUCAAGGUGGUGCCCACCGCCCUGCGGGCGCUCCACGAAGUGGCGCAGGCCGGGGGAGCGUCCUCCCUGGAAGAGGUGGACCUGCACAUCUCCAGCAGCCUCUCCCUGUCCCUGGCGCCUGCCCAGCUCCACAGCUACCUGCAGGAGCUGACCCACACCAUGCAGUGGGAGUCCGGGGCUCACUGCUGACGGGUCCCCCCUUCCGGGCCGAGCCACCCUGACCCCUCCCCCGAGCCUGUACCUUCUCUGCAAAAUAAAAGGGCUGCUAUCGUA
Molecule: messenger RNA, 2179 nt
Organism: Antechinus flavipes (yellow-footed antechinus)
Lineage: Eukaryota; Metazoa; Chordata; Mammalia; Dasyuromorphia; Dasyuridae
Gene: IRF3
Product: interferon regulatory factor 3
Exons: 8
Coding region: 869-2095 (408 amino acids)
Biological process (GO): immune system process; regulation of transcription by RNA polymerase II
Cellular component (GO): nucleus
Molecular function (GO): RNA polymerase II cis-regulatory region sequence-specific DNA binding; DNA-binding transcription factor activity, RNA polymerase II-specific; protein binding
Source: RefSeq, a predicted model, not a curated record